AUGGCUAGAGGUAGAGUUAGAGUUCGCGGAAGCACAGGGCGUGGAGGCAAGUUUGCAGUUAGGAGUAAUAAUGAUGUUACUGCAAACAUACCUACUAUUCCCACUCCUACUAUUGUUAGUCCUCAAGAUGAUGGCAUAGAUAUGACUCAGGGUAGAGGUGCAAGUCGAGGAAACAUAGGGCAUGCGGGAAAGUCAGCAGCUAGGAGUAAUAUUCCUAUUCUUACUACAAACAUGCCUACUAUUCUCAUUCCUACAGUUGCAUCUCAAACAGCUGGUGGCUUAGGUGCUCCAACUUUUAAUCAUGGUAGUACGUCUCGUACUACUCCAAAUCAGAGCAACCUAACAGUUGUAGGUACGUCUUCACAAACCAACCAAGUAGGUGAGGACGUAUCUCGUAGCAACACAAAUGAAGAAGAUAAUUCUAGUAGGAGCCAUGUGCGGACCCUUGUUACUAUAACUUCUGCAGGAUUGCAACCUUCUAAAGCAUGCUCCAAUAGCAUACACGAGUCUUUCAAAAGUGAGCUUGAUCACAAUGGAGUCAAUUGGAAAGGUGUCUCAUGUGAUAUAAAAGAUGGCUAUUUUGGGGAAUUCAAGAAACACUUCUAUUGGGAUUCUUCCAUUAGUGAUGCUGUAGUAAAGAAACAGUGGCAGAGUAAGGCAACAACUAUGUAUAGAAACUUCAUUGGUAAAAUCAAAGAGAAAGGGAUUAGGCAAGAUUUUAUACCUGAAGAUGUUUGGGAAAGCUGGCAGCGACUUUGGGCAGAUCCAAAGUGUGUUGAAAAGUCAAAAAUAAAUAGGCAGAAUUAUCGAGGCAGCAAAGAAGACACUGCAGAACUCACACGGGAGGAUCUAUCUUAA
Molecule: messenger RNA, 858 nt
Organism: Capsicum annuum
Lineage: Eukaryota; Viridiplantae; Streptophyta; Magnoliopsida; Solanales; Solanaceae
Exons: 4
Coding region: 1-858 (285 amino acids)
Source: RefSeq, a predicted model, not a curated record